This is a messenger RNA of Mustela erminea (ermine), 2835 nucleotides long. It is a transcript of the gene TMEM62, whose product is annotated as transmembrane protein 62. The record is from RefSeq and is a predicted model, not a curated record. The transcript is spliced from 15 exons. The coding region runs from base 316 to 2310 and encodes 664 amino acids. Lineage: Eukaryota; Metazoa; Chordata; Mammalia; Carnivora; Mustelidae. Gene Ontology annotation, molecular function: hydrolase activity.
GACUAAGGCGGAGCCAGGACUUUAGCCUCCGCCUCCCGGACCAGGGUUCUUUCCCCACCACUCCUCGGCAACCUUGAUUGGCGCUGGGGGUCUCGGUUUCCUUUACUUCACCCGCAUUCCGUUUGCCAACCCAGCCCAGAGACGUGGGCGGCUGGCUGGUAGCAGGUGCCUGGCAAGGUGCAGGUGCGGCGGCGGCGGCCGAGCUGCGCUUUAGGCCCCCGCGACCAUAGAGUCCGGAAGUGCAGCUAGAACAGCUCCCGGGGGCGCAGCACCGGCAGAGCCCCGGACGGCAAGGGCCGCGCCCGGGCCGGCGGAAUGGCUGCAGUGCUGGCCAUCAGGGUGGUUGCGGGACUGGCGGCAGCCGCGCUGGCGGCCGUGCUCUUGGAGCACUAUGGGUUGGCGGGUCAGCCCUCACCGCUGCCGCAGCCCCGCGCCUCCAGGAGCCCGCACCCCGCGCCGGGCCCCGGAGCCGGCAACAUCUUCUGGGGUCUGCAGAUAUCCGACAUUCACCUGAGCAGGUUUCGUGAUCCAGGCAGAGCUGUAGACUUAGAGAAGUUCUGUUCAGAAACUAUUCGCAUCAUUCAACCAGCUCUCGUCCUGGCAACAGGAGACCUGACUGAUGCCAAAACAAAGGAACACUUGGGAUCCAGGCAGCAUGAGGUAGAAUGGCAAACUUACCAGAGUAUUCUGAAGAAGACAAGGGUCAUGGAAAAAACCAAAUGGCUUGAUGUUAAAGGAAAUCAUGAUGCAUUCAACAUUCCAAGUCUGGACAGUGUCGAGAAUUAUUACAGGAAAUAUUCUGCUGUACGUAAGGAUGGCUCUUUCCAUUAUGUCCACAGUACUCCCUUUGGAAACUAUUCUUUCAUCUCUUUGGAUGCCACCCCAAAUCCAGGGCCUAAGAGACCCUAUAAUUUCUUUGGAAUUUUAGAUGAGAAGCAGAUGGAGGAACUUCUCCUACUGGCCAAGGAAAGUAGUCAGAGCAACCACAGUAUUUGGUUUGGACACUAUACAACAUCCACUAUCCUUUCUCCAUCACCUGGAAUUCGGUCUAUAAUGAGUUCAGCUACAGCAUAUUUGUGUGGGCACCUGCACACUCUCGGUGGACUCAUGCCUGUUUUGCACACGCGUCACCUCCAGGGCACUUUGGAACUUGAGGUGGGAGACUGGAAAGAGAACAGAAGGUACCGAAUCUUUGCUUUUGACCAUGACCUCUUUAGCUUUGCAGAUUUGGUCUUUGGCGAGUGGCCUGUGGUUCUUAUCACUAAUCCUAAGUCACUCUUAUAUAGUUGUGCUAGACAUGAACCACUAGAAAGACUCCUUCAUUCAACACACAUCAGGAACCACCAUACUGUUUUCCAUAGCGGCUGUACCAUUUUACAUUACCACGAGCAGUGCAUAAGAAUCUUGGCCUUUUCCUUGACCUCCAUUACUUCUGUCACAGUUAAGAUUGAUGGAGUUCAUUUAGGGCAAGCUAUUCAUUUGUCUGGUCCUAUUUUCAUACUGAAGUGGAACCCACGAAACUACAGUAACAGGACACAUAACAUAGAAGUAAUUGUCCAGGAUUCUGCUGGAAGAAGUAAGAGUGUUCACCACCUAUUUUCUGUUCAAGAGGAUAUUCACCUCAGAUUUGAUCCCCUGGCAUCAUUUAUUCUUCUUACCGACCAUUGCAUCGUGGCCCGGGUCCUUUUUGUGAUAAUUGUGCUGAUCCAGCUCACUGUUCUCAUUACUUUUAGGCACCGAGGAUAUCCAGAGCAUAAAGGGUCUCCAGGAUUUAUAAAUUUGACUUCCUUUUCUCUCCAUGUCCUGAGCAAACUAAACAUCUUCUACUAUUCUGUGUUGUUGCUGACCCUGUAUACAGCACUAGGACCAUGGUUUGUUGGUGAGAUUACCAAAGGCAAAUUGGGUUGCUGCUUUUCCUUUGGGAUGUUUGUUGAUGGACAUUUCCUACAAGGCAGCCUAACAUUUGUAGUUGGCAUUCUGCAGCUGGCAUUUUUUAACAUACCCUUGAUGGCUUACCUGUGUUGGAGCUUGCUGCAGCGGUGCUUUGGUCACAACUUCCGGUCUCAUCUCCAUCAAGGGAAAUACUUGAAAGUUAUACCUGUUCACCUACUUAUGUUACUGCUGUACAUCUGGCAGAUCUAUUCCUGCUACUUUCUUCAUAUGACAUAUGGUGCUCUAGCUUUUUUCUUCUCCCCUUUGCGGACCUGGUUAACACUGUUGACACCUUUUAUCAUUCGUUGCGUGUGGACUCUGAACUCUACUGAGCUUGGAACCUUCAUAGCACAGUUAAAAAGCCACUUGAGCUCCUGAAGGUCUUGUGUCACCAUCCGCCUCUGUAGCCCAGGCUUCUGCCCCAGCAGCAGGUGGAAGGCCAGUGCUGGGGGCAAGCUUCAGGAAGCUGCUACAACCUGGACAUCUGGGAGUUGGGGGGAUUACUCACUACUGAUUCCUGCAGAAUGGACUGCAGAAAAAUCUAAAUAAUGCCAUGAUUCCUUCCUUUGCCAGGAAGGCAGGGGAUUGAUUUACUUUUGUGAAAAAGUUCUAAUCAGGAGAUCCACAGGGCAGGGUGUGGGUGUGUGUAUGGGAGUAUCAGAAGCCCACUGUAUUUUUUAUGGUUACCUCAUGUAAAGUACCUAGCACAGUGUGUGGAACUCAGCAGCCGGCAAGGGAGCCACUAGUGGGGUAGGUAAGCGGUAGGAACUUGGGCCCUCCCCUGACUACCCUUGAGAUAAUAGCUCCAAGUCUUCUUUUACCUCGGGGUUAUGGGCUCUCGGCUUCUUUAGGUGGGGGUGCUUUCAGCUAAUCAAAUAAAAGAGUAAUGAUUAAAAACCGCGA